Molecule: messenger RNA, 1455 nt
Organism: Ambispora gerdemannii
Lineage: Eukaryota; Fungi; Glomeromycota; Glomeromycetes; Archaeosporales; Ambisporaceae
Source: the annotation of a GenBank genome assembly
AUGUCUGUGACAGUUCUACAAAACUUUAUCGACGGUGAAUUUGUAAACUCUGUUAACACAGGACAAUAUAUUGAUAGUCAUAAUCCCGCGACUGGAAAAGUUCACGUAAAAAUUCCAGACUCGACCAAAGCAGACGUCAACAAUGCUGUGGAAGCUGCACAAGCUGCCUUUAAAACAUGGUCAAAACUCCCACGUACUCGUCGUUCGAAUUUUCUCUACCGUAUAGCGGAUAUUCUUGAGUCUCGUUUGAAAGAAUUCGCAGAGGCAGAAGUGCGUGAUCAGGGUAAAACGAUCACAUUCGCGACAAAUGUUGAUAUUAAUCGAUCGGUAUAUAACUUUCGAUAUUUUGCUGGGCAUGUGUUGCAUGCUGAAGAAAAAGUUGGACAACUUGAUGGAGUUGCUAUGAGUUAUGUGCAGAGAUGGCCUGUUGGUGUUGCUGGAUUGAUUUCGCCGUGGAAUCUUCCGCUCUAUCUUUUAACUUGGAAAAUUGCUCCGUGUAUUGCAAGUGGAAACACUUGUGUUUGCAAACCAAGCGAAUUCACCAGUCUUACAGCUUAUAUGCUCUGCUCGGUAUUUAAGGAGGCCGGAUUACCGAAUGGCGUGGUAAAUAUGGUAUUUGGUUCAGGACAAAGCGCUGGCGAGGCGCUUGUGACUCAUCCAAAUGUGCCAUUAAUCUCUUUCACUGGAGGCACCGUUACCGGUAAACAUAUUAUGGCUAGUAGCGUGAAGCAUAUGAAGAAACUUUCUUUAGAGCUUGGAGGGAAAAAUGCCAAUAUAAUUUUCGAUGAUUGUAAUUUCGAACAAGCAGUCGAGACGAGUAUUCGAUCCUCAUUCUGGAAUCAAGGCGAGAUUUGUCUAUGUGGCUCUCGAAUUUUCGUACAAGAAACCAUAUAUCAAAAGUUUCUCGACGCGUUUAUUCCCAAAGCACGUGAUCUUGUAGUUGGCGAUCCAAAUGACUCGAAAACUUUUGUAGGAGCAUUGAAUAAUUUAAAGCACAUGGAGAAAGUUCUAAUGUAUAUAGAUUUAGCGCGUCAAGAAGGAGGUGUGAUCGAGUGUGGAGGUUCACGUAAAAUAUUACAGGGGGAAUUAAGCGAAGGAUAUUUCGUUGAGCCAACAGUAAUCACUGGAUUGCCACCGACUAGCCGCGUUGCUCAAGAAGAAAUAUUUGGCCCUGUGGUCACAGUGCAUCCAUUCACCGACGAGCAACAAGCGAUCGAUUACGCAAAUGAUAGUCCAUACGGUUUAAGUUGCUCUGUUUGGUCAGAAAACGAUCGUCGCGCGCGUCGUGUUUCCGAAUCAAUACAAGUUGGCACUGUUUGGGUAAACUGCUGGUUGAUACGAGAUUUGAGGAUGCCAUUUGGUGGAACAAAAGCCAGUGGAUUGGGCCGUGAAGGAGCCGAUUACAGUAUGGAUUUCUUUACCGAGUUGAAAACUAUUUGUUUGGCGAACUUUUAA